Messenger RNA from Microthlaspi erraticum, 432 nucleotides. NCBI's taxonomy places the organism in Eukaryota, Viridiplantae, Streptophyta, Magnoliopsida, Brassicales, Brassicaceae. The record is from the annotation of a GenBank genome assembly.
AUGGCACAGGGAAAAGAUGAGUCUCUUCGCAAGUUCGUCGAGAGAUUCAAAACAGCAGCAGCAGAGCACUCAGACAUCCCCAAUGAGAUGGGAAUCAAAGCUUUCGAAAACGGGCUUUGGUUCGAAUCAAAGUUGAAAGAGAGUCUGAUGCUCGACGAACCCGCAACCCUCCAGGACGCUUUGCACAGGUCCCAAAAAUACGUCUGCGUUGAAGAAAGCAAGGCGCACCACUCAAAGAUUCAUGGAAUGACGAAGGAGUCAUCUCGGCACGCAUCAUCUCGUCAAGAUUCAUCUCAUCAAGAGUCAUCUCGUCAAGAAAAAAGGAGGCCUCUAAGGAGUCUUUUACACAGGGCAGCGACGAGUCCAAAUGGUGCAAACUCCAUGGACGAACCGAUCAUACUACAGAAGAAUGUAGGCGCAUCAACAGCAUGA